Molecule: messenger RNA, 2098 nt
Organism: Scleropages formosus (Asian bonytongue)
Lineage: Eukaryota; Metazoa; Chordata; Actinopteri; Osteoglossiformes; Osteoglossidae
Product: MAP kinase-interacting serine/threonine-protein kinase 2-like
Exons: 14
Coding region: 452-1876 (474 amino acids)
Biological process (GO): protein phosphorylation
Molecular function (GO): ATP binding; protein kinase activity
Source: RefSeq, a predicted model, not a curated record
UUAUCGGUUCUGUCAAUGCGCAGACGGACAUUGUAUGCGUUGGACUGGUGUUUUUGGACUGUGUUUGCCGCGUGUCGGGGGGAGGAGCCGGGUCAGCUGCAGAAAAGUGGGAUGGGAUACUGGCGCGAGACGAGCGGCCAGGGAGCGCCGCGAGUGCGGUGGGCGGGGACACGGCCCCGAGAGAUUAUAUAAAGGCCGUCGGCUGCAGCUAACCGGAGUCAGAGAGAAGGGGGAGUGGGUGUCUUUGUGUGAGAACGACCGCGGCUCUCCGAGCAGUGGGUGCAGAACGGCGUUAAGGCUGGAGUUACACGGCUAGCGACGGGGAGUCCCGUUUAAACAUCCUACCCUGCUACUUGCCCAGGAGUUGCCGGAGGACCCUCCGCCGGGUUUCUUUCCCCGGACGGCUGACAGAUCCGUUGCGAGCUCACCUUGAUCGGGGAAACCCUCCAAAAUGGUGCAGAAUAAAAUCACCGACAUCACCGGAUUCCACCGCUCCUUUAAGGGUCAGAACCCAUUUGAGUCCGAUGACUUCACAAAAACUGGUUCCCAUCUCCUCGAAUCAGCCUUUAACUUUGACUGCCCUGCAAGACCUGCUAUGCCAGCCAGCCAGCCUAUUGACAUCCCAGAUGCAAAGAAGAGGAACAAGAAGAAAAAGAGGGGCAGGGCAACCGACAGCUUCUCUGGACGAUUUGAAGAUGUGUACAGGCUGCAGGAGGAAGUUCUGGGAGAAGGAGCCUAUGCCAGGGUUCAGACCUGUGUCAACCUAAUCACCAACAAGGAAUAUGCUGUCAAGAUCAUCGAGAAAAGACCAGGCCAUAGCCGCAGCCGGGUUUUCAGAGAGGUGGAGAUGCUGUACCAGUGCCAAGGCCACAGAAAUAUCUUGGAACUUGUGGAGUUCUUUGAGGAGGAAGAUAAGUUCUAUCUGGUGUUUGAGAAGCUGAGGGGAGGCUCUGUAUUGGCCCACAUCCACAAGAGACGGCACUUCAAUGAGCAGGAAGCCAGCAUUGUGGUACAGGACAUUGCCAGUGCGCUCAACUUCCUGCACAACAAAGGAAUGGCUCACAGAGACCUCAAGCCAGAGAACAUCCUUUGUGAGCAUAGUGACAAGAUUUCACCAGUCAAGAUCUGUGAUUUUGAUCUGGGCAGUGGGAUCAAGCUGAACAGCGACAGCUCUCCUAUCUCCACACCUGAGCUCCUCACACCGUGUGGCUCUGCGGAGUACAUGGCUCCUGAGGUGGUGGAGGCCUUCAACGAGGAGGCCAGCAUCUAUGACAAGCGCUGCGAUCUGUGGAGCCUGGGGGUCAUCCUCUAUAUCAUGCUCAGCGGGUACCCGCCAUUUGUGGGCCAUUGCGGCAGCAACUGCGGCUGGGAGUGGGGCGAGCCGUGCCACGCCUGUCAGAACAUGCUGUUCGAGAGCAUCCAGGAGGGAAAGUACGAGUUUCCCGAGAAGGACUGGGCCCACAUCUCUGACGGUGCCAAAGAUCUAAUCUCCAAGUUGCUGGUGCGGGAUGCCAAGAACCGUCUGAGUGCCGCCCAGGUUCUUGAACAUCCGUGGGUGCAGGGGUGUGCAUCAAACAGCUUGCCGACCUCAAACUUGAUCCAGAGGAACAGUAGUGCCAAGGACUUGACGCGGUUUGCUGGCAAAGCCGUAGCAGUGAACCGGCACCUGGCUGAGCAGGAGGAAAAUGACAAGCAGCAGCAGAAUGCCCCAGUGGUGAUCACUGCUGGCUCUUGUUCUGUGCGCCUCUCACCCCCCUCCAACUCCAAACUGGCCAAGCGGCGGCAGAGGAGCAGCCUGCUGAAGGGGCAGCCAGUCUCUGCUUCAGAGCUCCAUCAGCACUUGGCCCCCUUGGUGGUUGUGGGGGACUGUGCCUGAAGCCACAUCUCGUCCAUGUCUCUGCUCCCUUGGCCAAAUGGAUGGAAGCUGUAUGGCCCCCUCUAAAGCCCCACCCACUACCCCCCAGGCACCUGGACUUGCCUCCUUUUACUACAGCACUUAAAGCACAUCAGCUCUGUUCUGCAUUGGGGAGAACAAUUCAAGUUCAGACCACAGGUUUUCGGAUUUGGUGAAUGGGGGUUAGUGGGAGGCUUUUUUUUU